AUGGGUGCCCUCUACUACGCUUUCCACCCAAACCAAUUGCGGUCCAUCAUUCAAUGGAAGAUGUGGCACGAUCCCGUUCACAGGCGAACGCCCGAGAAGGAGAGCCCCGAACUGCGAAAGUGCUUCGAGCUGCUCGACUUGACGAGCCGUAGCUUUUCGUCCGUCAUCCAGGAGCUCAACCCGGAGCUUCUCGUUCCCGUCUGCCUGUUCUACCUCUGCCUCCGCGGUCUCGACACCAUUGAGGAUGACAUGACGCUCUCUGUCGAGAAGAAGGUGCCACUUCUGAGGAAAUUUGACGAGUGCAUGGAGACGGAUGGCUGGACAUUCACCGAGAGCGGCCCCAACGAAAAGGACCGCGAGCUCCUGGUCCACUUCGAUGUCGUGAUCACCGAGCUGAAGAAGCUGAAGCCCGUCUACUACGAUGUCAUCAAGGACAUCACCAUCAAAAUGGGCAACGGUAUGGCCGACUACAUCAACGCCCCCUUCGGUGCCGAGAAGGUCACCGAGCACGAGCUGUACUGCCACUACGAGAGGGAGGAGCUGACCGAGUCGAUGGGUCAGUUCCUGCAGAAGACCAACAUCAUCCGCGAUGUCCACGAAGACUUUGAGGACAACCGCAGCUUCUGGCCCAAGGAGAUCUGGAGCAAGCACGUCGACACGUGGGAGGAUCUUUUCAAGCCCGAGAACCGCGAAAAGGCGAUGCAGUGCAGCUCCGAAAUGGUCCUCAAUGCGCUCAAGCACGCCGAGGACUGCCUGUUCUACAUGGCCGGCAUGCGCGACCAGAGCUGCUUCAACUUUGUCGCCAUUCCCCAGAGCAUGGCCAUUGCCAGUCUCGAGCUUGUCUUCCGCAACCCCCGCCUCUUCGACAGCCACCUCAAGAUCUCCAAGGGUGAUGCUUGCCAGCUCAUGAUCGAGUCGACGCAGAACCUGUUUGUUGUGUGCGACAUCUUCAAGCGUUACGUCCGGAGGAUACACAAGAAGAACGACCCGCGCGACCCCAACUACGUCCCCAUCAGUGUGCAGUGCGCCAAGAUUGAGCAGUUCAUCGACACUCUGUACCCGAGGCAAGACCCUGAAAAGCUCACCGUGGAGCAGAAGAAGAAGGACGCCAAGGAUCCCAGCAUGGACCCUGGCGAGGCAGCCGUUCUUCUCGGCAUCACGCUGCUGACGCUCCUCUUCGUCUCUGGUCUCAUGAUUGGCACGGCGUGGUUCUUCGGCGCACGCUUCGAUGGUCUCUGGUCUGGACUCUUCGGCUCCUCACAAAACGAGACGUACAGCUGGCCGACCGCUGGCGAGGCCGUUCCCUCGGCAGUGCCUUCGAUCGAGCAUCCCGAGCUGUAA
This is a messenger RNA of Verticillium dahliae VdLs.17, 1341 nucleotides long. Its product is annotated as squalene synthetase. The record is from RefSeq and is a predicted model, not a curated record. The coding region runs from base 1 to 1341 and encodes 446 amino acids. Gene Ontology annotation, biological process: farnesyl diphosphate metabolic process; ergosterol biosynthetic process. The transcript is spliced from 5 exons. Gene Ontology annotation, cellular component: endoplasmic reticulum membrane. Gene Ontology annotation, molecular function: squalene synthase [NAD(P)H] activity. NCBI's taxonomy places the organism in Eukaryota, Fungi, Ascomycota, Sordariomycetes, Glomerellales, Plectosphaerellaceae.